Messenger RNA from Ectocarpus sp. CCAP 1310/34, 877 nucleotides. NCBI's taxonomy places the organism in Eukaryota, Phaeophyceae, Ectocarpales, Ectocarpaceae. The record is from the annotation of a GenBank genome assembly.
UGUCAGCUCUACGGCAGGGGGAGAUACAAUCGAAGACGAUUAUACGGCAGCCGUAAUCACAGGCUGAAAAUCGGGGAUUGUCGUGGCGGUUGGGUCUACGUCGACGGACGGAAAAGCACAAAUCGGUAGCACUACAUCGGAAGUGGUAGAGGGGAUGCUCGAACUCGAAGGUACUACACCGUCGGAUCCGGUGGGCUGGACGUCUGCAGUCGAAGGUACAACGCCGGCCGGUGCGACGGACUGGAAGCCAGAAGUCGCAGGUACAACGCCGGCCGAUGCGACGGACUGGAAGCCAGAAGUCGCACUCGCACUCGUGCCCGUUCCUGCACUCUGGAAAAGGGAAGGGGUGGCCGCAACAAAUCCUGUGCCAAUGCUAGGCGGGGACGCUUGGGCAGACACACGGGGAGGGGCAUCGGGGCUAGAGGUCACAGCACGACCACAGUAAUCCUGGGGCAAUCGCGUAGCCCAGAGCGAGCAUCCUACGUCAGAGUAUGCGAAGGAAAGUCUACCAUCAAAGAGAUGUACACCUGUCUCGUCAAGGACGAUCCGUUGCUUACGCUGCGUGUGGUGCAACGGAAACAAAUUGAAAGUGAUUCCGGGUACAACGUACACGUCCGACAUUUGCACGCAAAAAUCAAGCUCUCCUCCCUGGUCUUGCAUGUGGAAAGCCAUGUUGACCUUCCCCACACAUUGUACGCGCAAAUAGGCACCGUUGCCAACCUGAAUGUACUCUUUGCCUGUCGGCACUGGCCUCAAGUCGAACAUUUGAUGACUACUGCUCACAAAAGUGUUCGUCGCACCGCUGUCGGCCCAAAACUUCUCUCUACCAAAACGGGAAAGCGGGUUCUGCGCAGAUAAAGCAAAUCCAUUACCACUC